Striga hermonthica is the source of this 1725-nucleotide messenger RNA. Lineage: Eukaryota; Viridiplantae; Streptophyta; Magnoliopsida; Lamiales; Orobanchaceae. The record is from the annotation of a GenBank genome assembly.
AUGGCAUACCCGCGGCGGCGCCACCAGUACCGCCACCGCCUUAUUCCCGCCAUCUCGGCUGUCUCCGCUGCCAUUCUCCUGCUUUUUGUUCUUAUCUUUUCUCUGGCACCGCCUCCCAUGGACGGCGAUCAUAUCCAUCGUCGCAGGAUACCAGUAAUUUCGAGCAGAAAGAUGAAUAAUGACGGCGUCGAACGAAAGGAAGCGCCACUAUUUCGUGUUCCGAACAGUGGAGGAGUACAUCAUCGGGAUCUUUGGACCACGAAAAAUGCAGGAUUUUAUUACGGGUGCAGCAAUUCUAGCAGCGCAUUCGAGAAAGCCUCUGCCAUAACACAUCCUAACCGCUACCUGGCCAUUGCAACCAGUGGAGGUCUAAACCAGCAAAGAACUGGGAUUACCGAUGCUGUUGUUGCAGCUCGCAUAUUGAAUGCCACCCUUGUUGUCCCAAAAUUGGAUCAGAAGUCUUUCUGGAAAGAUGUUAGCAACUUUUCAGAGAUCUUCGACACUGAUUGGUUUAUAUCGUAUUUGAAGAAAGACGUAAAAAUCAUAAAAGAGCUCCCACGAAGAAGGGGGCAGAUAUGGAAUCCGUAUACCAUGCGUGUUCCAAGAAAGUGCAAUGAGCAAUGCUAUAUUAGGCGUUUAGUACCUGUACUAUCGAAGAAGCGUGCUGUACAGUUGACCAAAUUCGAUUAUAGACUUUCAAAUAGGUUGAGCUUGGAUCUUCAAAAGCUUAGGUGUAGAGUUAACUACCACGCUUUGAAGUUCACUAAACCCAUCCUUGAAAUGGGUGCAAAAUUGGUGCAAAGAAUGAGGAGGAAGAGCAAGCAUUACAUUGCCCUCCAUUUAAGGUUUGAACCUGAUAUGCUUGCAUUCUCAGGAUGUUAUUACGGCGGAGGAGACAGAGAGAUAAGGGAGUUGGCUAAGAUAAGGCGGAGAUGGAAAACUUUGCAUUCUCCUAAUCCAGAUAGGGAGAGAAGGCAAGGGAGAUGCCCACUUACUCCAGAGGAAGUUGGUCUUCUGCUAAGAGCACUUGGGUAUGACCGAGAAACCCAUAUAUUCGUAGCCUCUGGAGAAGUAUAUGGAGGAGAGGCAACAUUGGCCCCACUAAAGGCUCUUUUCCCGAACUUCUAUUCUAAAGAUAUUCUGGCAAGCCAAGAGGAACUCAAACAGUUUUCUGCUUUUUCUUCAAGAAUGGCUGCAUUAGAUUUCAUAGUGUGCGAUGAGAGUGAUGUGUUUGUUACCAAUAACAACGGCAACAUGGCAAAGAUACUAGCAGGGAGAAGGAGAUAUUUUGGGCACAAACCAACCAUCCGGCCAAAUGCGAAAAAACUGAACAGGCUAUUUGCAAACCGAGAAAAUAUGACAUGGGAUGAAUUUUCCUCGCGAGUUCGUACGUUUCAGAGGGGUUUCAUGGGGAAUCCUAAGGAAGUGCGGCCGGGCAGGGGUGCAUUUCAUGAGAACCCUGCUGCUUGUAUUUGUGAGAAAUCAGAGACCGAAAUGAAGAUGGACUCAAUUUCAAAGGAAACUGGCCAGGGAUCUGUCCCGAUGAGAAGGGAUGUGGAUUUAGCCGCUGAGGAUCAAAAUAUGAACGAUGAUCUUGACUGGUCAGACCCUGACGAGGAAGAUGAUACAAGUCAGCAGGGUAACACUUUGUACAACGAGACAAGCUUGGAAUAUGAAAAUUUGUCGUCUGAUGAGCCUGAGUUGGAUGAGUUGCUUUCAGAUUGA